Messenger RNA from Benincasa hispida (wax gourd), 1208 nucleotides. The record is from RefSeq and is a predicted model, not a curated record. NCBI's taxonomy places the organism in Eukaryota, Viridiplantae, Streptophyta, Magnoliopsida, Cucurbitales, Cucurbitaceae.
UUUCUCCUUGCAUGUUUUCUUGGUAAUGUUAACUCUUCUUUUCUUUGAUCUUUUGAUCCAUAAUCUAUUCUAUUGCAUCUUCUUGCCCGUCUGGUUUACAUUUAUACCCACCAAUUUUUUUUUUUCUCUUUUGUGGAAUUCAGAAUUCAAGUUGGUUCAUUUGAGAGUUGUUCAGGCAGCUGCAAGAGAAAAAAGAAAUGGGAUUUCUGGGAUGUCGCUUCAAUCUUCUAAUAGUGGUAAAGAGAUGAAUCGAAUUGGUUCAGAAUGUUCAAAAGACGAUGUCAUUAUAUUUCAAGGCCAAACAACUCCACUUCCAGAUGGGAUUCCAACAUACAUAGUUCAGAUCUUGAAUUCAUGUGCUUCAGACUGCAGCAUCUCCAACAUUCACAUGAAAUGUGGGUGGUUCAGCUCAGCCAGAUUGGUGAAUCCAAGAAUUUUUAGGCGAGUCAGUUAUGAUGACUGCCUUGUCGACAAUGGCCAGGCUCUUGGUCCUGGUCAAACUCUGUCUUUUCAAUAUGCUAACACUUUCCCGUACCCUCUUUCAGUAUCUUCUGUAACUUGUUCUUCUUAACUUAAGUAAGUGUUUGAACAAACAGCCCAUGUGGAAUGGAACCUUAAGAAUUGUCUAUGAUCAUUUAGUUUUCUAUCCAUCUUCUAGAUGAUAUAUAAUAUUAUGGUUGACAUGAAUCCAUAUUCUUCCCACAUAUCAUUUGAUCAUCAUCAAGUUCAGUUUCCAAAGAUCUAAUCUUCUGAGCAGAAUCUCUUACACUCUACUCUCAGUCAAUUCUCAGAUAUUUGUGUAAAAAACAUGUAUUUUAUUCCAUUAUGACAAGUCAUUCAUUUAUACACAAAGCUAGAGGUUUUUUUCAUAGUAACUAAUAAGAGUUAGAUUUUUGUAACCAUUUAUUGUUAGAGAAUCAGUUUGACACAUUUCAUUUCAUUUCAUAUCCACGAAGGAUCAGCUUGCGUAUUUAUUCACGACAACACUAUCUUGUAAUUUCUCUCCAAUGGUACAAAAUUGUCAGCCACGUUAUAGUAACCUCCCCUUGAACAGUUUCUCCUGCUCAAGCCUCAGUCUUAGUUUGAGGGGGUAUGUUAUUAGGCCAGUAAUAGAGUCUUUUACUUAUUGCUGUGAAGCUCUAUUAAACCAAGCAAUGGAAUAAAUAAAGAAACCACGGAGCUUUGCUCAUUCUCUUCCUUAGUUCCUU